This is a messenger RNA of Drosophila innubila, 7533 nucleotides long. Its product is annotated as probable chitinase 10. Gene Ontology annotation, cellular component: extracellular region. The record is from RefSeq and is a predicted model, not a curated record. The transcript has 7 exons. Gene Ontology annotation, biological process: carbohydrate metabolic process; chitin catabolic process. The coding region runs from base 1 to 7335 and encodes 2444 amino acids. Lineage: Eukaryota; Metazoa; Arthropoda; Insecta; Diptera; Drosophilidae. Gene Ontology annotation, molecular function: chitinase activity; chitin binding.
AUGCGUAGAAGAUCUACGCUGGUUAGGCUGCUGUUGCUUUGCCUGUGGGCAACUGCGGCGACGGGGCACAUUCGAAUCGAGGCGCCCGAGGUGCAUGUGGCGCCCAACUACAAGCCGGCAUUUGUGCGUGCGGCAGUGGAGAGCAUGCCGCUGGAGGAUGAGCCGGGUGCACUGAGUCGGUUCAGCAUACGACCCACAUUUGGUGACACAUUUCUUCCGCUGCGCAGCGCCGUGGAGAGUGUGCCCAGCAUCAAUGAGAGGAGUGCGGCGAUGUUAAGGGAAUCCUCUCCUUUGCGUUCCUUUGUCAGGGAUUCCGUUGAGGCACAGCCCAGCGAUGAUGAUGAUGAAAAUGAGUCAGAGUUAGAAGGCUUGCCAAUUAACUAUGUACGCGAUGUUUCCGAGGAAAAGCAGGAGAAGCUCAGCCUACUGGUGGAACCAGAUCCUUGGUCAGUGUCCGAUAAAUACGCAGCCUUUAUUGCACCCAGCUCCAAUGAUAACUAUCAACCGCAACCUUAUCGGUCGGGAUCUCCACACCAGGAACUCCUCAAGGCAGUGGACAUUGAUCAAUUGGAGCAUAUUGAUGAAUUGGAUGGCUACACGGAACAACAGUUCUAUGGUGCUCUGGCACAUGCUGAUCUCUCCCAGACUGGAGCUGCCUAUGGUGCUCUCUCCCAGGUGAAGGCAACCACGCAAAAGAAAAACUACAACAUGGAACCCAAGGUGCUGUGCUACAUGUCCAACUGGGCAUUCUAUCGCAAGGCGGAUGGUCACUUUGUCCCCGAACAACUCGAUCCCAAGCUCUGCUCUGCCAUUGUCUACUCUUUUGCCUCCCUCGAUCCCGAUCAUCUGACCAUACGCGAGUUCGAUCCCUGGGUGGACAUUGAGAAUCAAUACUACAAGCGCGUGAUCUCUCUCGGCGUUCCCGUGCUCAUUGCCAUGGGUGGCUGGACGGAUUCGAGUGGAGACAAGUAUUCCCGCCUGGCCGGCGAUGAGAUCAAGAGAAAGGUGUUUGCUUCCAGUGCGGCGGGAUUCCUGAAACGUUAUGGCUUCAGUGGUCUCCAUUUGGACUGGAACUACCCCAAGUGCUGGCAAAGUGAUUGCUCGAAGGGUCCAGCCAGCGAUAAACCCAAUCUGACCAAGCUGUUGCGAGAGAUUCGCUCGGAAAUGCAACGUGUCAAUCCCAAAAUGCAAUUGGGUGUUGCCAUAUCCGGCUACAAGGAGAUCAUCAGCGAGGCUUAUGAGCUGGCCGCCCUCUCAGAGAUUGUAGACUACAUGACCGUGAUGAGCUACGAUUACCACGGCGCCUGGGAGGGACAAACUGGCCAUGUGAGUCCUCUGUACGGUCGCCCACAGGACAAGUAUCCGCAGUACAACACGGACUAUACCAUGCAACUCCUGGUGAAGAUGGGCGCACGUCGCGAGAAGCUCAUCAUGAGCAUUCCCUUCUACGGACAGAGCUUCACCCUGGCGCAGAGCAGUCAGCGACUACAGGGUGAGGGCGUGGCAUCCACCGGACCUGGCGAUGCUGGAGAUCUAACAAAGCAACCCGGCAUGCUGGCCUACUAUGAGAUCUGUCAACGCAUUCGCAAGCAGAAGUGGCAAACUGGAAGGGAUGCGGACCGGAAGAGUGGACCCUAUGCCAUGUCCAGAGAUCAGUGGGUGGGCUACGAAGAUGCGGCCAGUGUGGAGGCCAAGGCACGCUAUGCAGCUAACAAUGAUUUCGGUGGCGUUGCCGCUUGGACCAUUGAUCUGGAUGACUUCCAGAAUCGUUGCUGCAGUGAAUCCUUUCCAUUGCUAAAGGCCAUCAAUCGUGCCUUAGGACGCCUCAGCUCGGAACCUCCAAUGAAGAGCAACUGCGAGCGUCCAGCUCAACCUGUUACUCCCUUGCCGCCACAGAUGACCACGAUAAGCAGCGAUGGCUCAGCGGGAUCGGGUCAGCAUGAUCACUCCACCACAUCUUGGCCCAGCUGGGAGGUUAGCAGCAGCACCACAACGGGAAGACCUUCUACAAGCAGCACCACAAAGCGCCCUAAGAGCACCACCACAACGCCAGCUUGGUGGACUUCCACAACAUCAAUUCCGACCCCAACGACCACGACGACAACAAAACGUCCAACUAAACCGAAGCCCAAACCCACCAAGACCACAGCACGACCGGCACACACGACCAUACCCGUACCAGCUCUGGUCUAUCCAGUUGUCCAGGCCUCCAGCUGUGAGCCUGGAGAGUUCUAUCCGGAUACAAAGAACUGUAAUGCCUACUACCACUGCAUCAUUGCGGGUGAGAUGCGGCAACAGUUCUGUCCAGGCGGCUUGCACUGGAACAACGAGGUCAAAGGUUGCGACUGGCCCGCCUCCGCCCAGUGUUCGGUAAAGAAGCAGCAAACCACUAGUCUGCCAAGCACUAGCACUAGAACCACCACCACCACCACCAGUCGACCAAGUACCGCCAUCAGCUCCACCAAGAAGCCAAGAAAGACCACGACCUCCGUCAAGCCGAGUCGCAAACCGACGAAACCCACCCAAAAACCGACGGUUGUCAGCACUACAAAGAAACCACAUCGCACCACACGACGUCCACGUCCACCCACCUCAGCACGGUGCAACGAGGGAGAGUACUACACCCAUAGGAAUUGCGGCAGGUACUACAUCUGUGUGAAUGGAGCCCUAAUUCCGAGUGAAUGCGGGGGCGAGUUGCAUUGGGAUGCGAUCAGGAAGAUCUGCGAUUGGCCACAGAAUGUCCAGUGUUUGACCAGCAAGAAGUAUCUGCGAAUUGUGCAGUCUAAGGCCAGCGAGGAGGAUCCCUGCAAUGGGGAGGAGCGUGUACCUUAUCCGGGAGAUUGCACCAAGUAUUUGUUCUGCCUUUGGAAUCGCUUGCAGGCAGCGGAUUGUGCUCCGGGAUUGCACUACAACGAGGCGCUGGGUAACUGUGAUUGGCCAGCGGCAGCUCAGUGCAAGGAGGAUGAAGUGGCAUCCACCGGAGGAUCCUCAUCUAGCGGUACGGCCAACAAACCCAAGCCACCAGCUGCUGCCAAACCCGUACCGACAACACAGCGGCCUAGUACUACACCCAGACCGACUUAUCCGACGGAUAAGCCACAAUUACAACCACUCGAUGGCUACUACAAGGUGGUCUGUUACUUUACCAAUUGGGCCUGGUAUCGCAAGGGAUUGGGACGCUACACACCCGACGAUAUCAAUACGGAUCUCUGCACCCAUGUGAUCUACGGCUUUGCUGUGUUGGAUUACUCCGAGCUGACGCUACGCACCCACGAUUCCUGGGCGGAUAUCGACAACAAUUUCUAUACGAGAGUCAGUGGACUAAAGAGCAAGGGCAUCAAGGUGAGUCUGGCUCUAGGCGGUUGGAAUGAUUCCCAGGGAGACAAGUACAGUCGAUUGGUACGGAGUGCUGCAGCUCGUGCCAAAUUCAUUCGUCAUGCUUUGGACUUUAUUGAGAAGUAUGGAUUCGAAGGACUCGAUCUGGACUGGGAGUAUCCGGUGUGCUGGCAAACCGAAUGUAACAAGGGAUUCGAGGAUGAAAAGGAAGGUUUCACCGCCUGGGUUAGGGAGCUAUCGGAGGCAUUUAAGCCACGUGGUCUGCUGCUCUCCACAGCUGUUUCUCCCAGCAAGAAGAUCAUUGAUGCUGGCUACAAUGUGCCAGAAUUAUCACGUUACUUUGACUGGAUUGCUGUGAUGACCUACGACUUCCAUGGACAGUGGGACAAGAAGACCGGACAUGUGGCUCCUCUGUAUCAUCAUCCCGAUGACGACUACGAUUAUUUCAAUGCGAACUUCUCGCUCAACUAUUGGAUAGAGAAGGGAGCCCCAUCCCGUAAGAUUGUCAUGGGCAUGCCACUAUAUGGACAGUCAUUCACCCUGGAGAAUGCCAACAACAAUGGACUGAAUGCCAAGGCACCAGGUCCUGGUCAAGCUGGUGAAUUCACCAAAGCAGCCGGAUUUUUAGCAUACUAUGAGAUCUGCGAGCGUGUGAAGCAUCAGGGUUGGGAGGUGGUGCAGGAUGAACGAGGACGCAUGGGACCAUUUGCACGUAAGGGCACCCAAUGGGUUUCCUACGAUGAUCCGGAAAUGAUUCGCAAGAAAUCCCAAUUGGUGCGUGCAUUGGAUUUGGGCGGUGGCAUGGUAUGGGCUUUGGAUCUGGAUGAUUUCCGUAAUCGUUGUGGAGACGGUGUGCAUCCAUUGCUGCGGGAAAUCCAUGCUGUUCUAAAGGAUCCACCAAAGGGUUACGAACCGACUCCUGGUUUGAUUCCGGCAGAAGCGGAAUCUGUGGAGGAGCAGCCCAUUUCAGGAGAGGUGGGCACAGCUUCCGUUGAAAACGAAGGUGCUCAACCCUCGCAGGAAACGCCAGCGGAAGAGAGCAGCGAAGCCGAAGAAGUCGAAAGCGAAGCUGGCGAGGAACAGGAGGAAGAGGUGGCAAUAAUGGCCCAGCCGGCUCAACCAGAAUAUUCAACACCCGAAGAGGCCAGCAAUGAGGAGGAAUCCUCACAAGAAAACGAAGUGGAUCCCAAUGAGGACAUCGAAGAGGCUGAUUUUGAAAUGGAAGCGGGCUACCCCGUAAUUGGCUCUGGCACCGGAGAGUCUAAUGACUACAAGGUCGUCUGUUACUUCACAAACUGGGCGUGGUAUCGUCAGGGAGGUGGCAAAUUCGUGCCCGAAAACAUUGAUGCCGAACUCUGUACACACAUUGUCUACGGCUUUGCGGUGUUGAAUCGCGAGAAGUUGACGAUUCAACCGCAUGAUUCUUGGGCGGAUUUGGACAACAAGUUCUAUGAGCGCGUUGUGGGCUACAGGAAGAAGGGCGUCAAGGUGACAGUUGCCAUUGGCGGCUGGAACGACUCCGCGGGUGAUAAGUAUGCCCGAUUGGUCAGAAGUGCCGCAGCUCGUGCGAGAUUCAUACGUCAUGUGAUGGAUUUCAUUGAACAGUACGGAUUUGAUGGCCUCGACUUGGACUGGGAGUAUCCAGUGUGCUGGCAAGUGGAUUGCAAGAAGGGCACAGCCGAUGAGAAGCAAGGAUUCACAGAUUUAGUGCGGGAAUUAUCGCAGGAAUUCAAGCCAAAGGGUCUCCUCCUUUCCGCCGCCGUGUCACCCAACAAGAAGGUCAUCGAUGCGGGUUACAAUGUGCCGGAACUGUCGCGCUACUUCGAUUGGAUUGCCGUGAUGGCCUACGAUUAUCAUGGACAGUGGGACAAGCAUACGGGCCAUGUGGCGCCCAUGUACGAUCAUCCAGAGGGCACCACCACCUUCAAUGCCAACUUCUCCAUCAACUAUUGGCUGGAAAGUGGCGCCGAUCGGAAGAAACUGGUCAUGGGCAUGCCCAUGUAUGGACAAUCCUUCUCCCUGGCCCAAUCCAGUGAUCACCAGCUGAAUGCGCCCACCUAUGGCGGCGGAGAGGCUGGAGAGGCAACUCGUGCUCGUGGUUUCCUCGCAUACUACGAGAUUUGCUCGUACAUCCAACAACGCGGCUGGAAUGUGGUGCGGGAUGCACGUGGUCGCAUGGGUCCCUAUGCCUACUCACGGGAUCAGUGGGUCUCCUUCGACGAUGCACCCAUGAUACGACACAAGAGCGAAUAUGUGCGAGCUAUGGGCUUGGGCGGUGCCAUGAUAUGGGCCCUCGACUUGGAUGACUUCAAGAAUGAUUGCGGCUGCGAAUCCUAUCCAUUGCUCAAGACCAUUAACCGCGUGCUCCGAGGCUAUGCCGGACCACAUCCCAAGUGUCUGCUGGAAAAGAGCGAAAAGACAAUGGUCGCUGGCGACAAAGGUUCCAUUGUGUCGGCCAAACCCACCGUGAAUACUGUGACACCAACAAGCGUAAGUACGACCUCAGCGAAACCUGAUCCUGGCCAGCCUCUGGAUUGCAAUGGACGCAAUUAUGCAUCCCAUGAGAGGGACUGCAACAAAUACUACAUCUGUCAAUACGGCGAGCUCAUCGAACAGCGCUGUCCCGCUGGUCUCCAUUGGAAUGAGAACUACUGCGACUGGCCAAAUAAUGCGCAUUGUGCCGUUCGUGCGGAUCAGACGACGCAACCGCCGCUGGUGCAUCGACCCAAGCCAACGAGCACCACGGAGAGCAGUCGCCCGGCAACGAAGCCCACAAAGAAACCCUUCACUCCGCCCAAUAAGAAGCCCAUUGCACGUCCAAAACCAACACCAGUUCCUCCGCUGGGCAGCAGUGAGGAUUACAAGGUCGUCUGCUACUUUACCAACUGGGCGUGGUAUCGUCCUGGCCAGGGCAAGUAUGUGCCGGAGGAUAUCGAUGCCAAUCUCUGCACACACAUCGUCUAUGGCUUUGCCGUGCUCAACAGCAACUCGUUGACCAUCAAGACUCAUGAUUCCUGGGCAGAUAUUGAUAAUCGGUUCUAUGAGCGUGUGGUGGAGUACAAGCAGAAGGGUCUACGCGUCACCGUCGCCAUUGGCGGUUGGAACGAUUCCCUGGGCAGCAAAUAUGCACGUCUGGUGCUCGAUCCUCAGGCGCGUGCUCGCUUCAUCGAGAGCGUGCUCAACUUUAUCGAGAAGUAUGGCUUCGAGGGCUUGGAUCUGGACUGGGAGUAUCCGGUGUGCUGGCAGGUGGACUGUGCCAAGGGUGCACCCGCGGAGAAGCAAGGAUUCGCAGCAUUGGUUCGUGAACUAUCGGAUGCAUUCCGGCCACGUGGAUUACUGCUGUCCGCCGCCGUCUCGCCGAGCAAGGCAGUCAUAGAUGCGGGCUAUGAUGUUCCACAGCUGGCACGCUACUUUGACUGGAUUGCCGUGAUGACAUACGAUUUCCAUGGGCACUGGGACAAGCAGACAGGUCAUGUGGCGCCACUGUAUUACGUUGAGGGCGAUAGCAAUCCCUACUUUAAUGGCAACUACAGCAUCCACUACUGGUUGGACAAGGGCACGCCGCCCAGCAAGCUGGUCAUGGGCAUGCCUCUAUACGGUCAAUCCUUCUCGCUGGCCGACCAGAAUGCACGCUCCCUCAACGACAAGUCCAUUGGACCUGGUCAAGCGGGCACCUACACACGAGCUGGCGGCUUCUUGGCCUACUAUGAGAUAUGCGAGAAGAUCAGCAACGGCGGCUGGACGGUGGUGCGUGACGACGAGGGUCGCAUUGGACCCUACGCCUACAGCGGCAAUCAAUGGGUAUCCUACGACGAUGUGGCCGACAUUCGCCGCAAGUCACAGUUUGUGCGCAGUCUGCGUCUGGGCGGUGGCAUGGUCUGGGCCUUGGAUCUGGAUGAUUUCCGUGGUCGAUGCGGUUGUGGCAAGCAUCCAUUGCUGCGCACUCUCAACCAAGAACUGCGCGGCAUUCCCGGACAGCGUGCCAACGAUUGCACCUAAUAAUCUACAGGUGGUCAAGUAAUUGUUGUGACAAAUUACUUGAUUUGCUGUUAGUUAAUUAUUAAGUGACUAUGCGUUAAUUAAUGCCUAUUUCUUUGCUGCUGACUGGGCUCGCAAUCUGUUUUCAAGAUUUUUGCCAAUUAGUUGUAAGCACACACACACCUACAAAACUAAUAAAUAACUAAUAAUUUAAUUAUC